Molecule: messenger RNA, 2473 nt
Organism: Triplophysa dalaica
Lineage: Eukaryota; Metazoa; Chordata; Actinopteri; Cypriniformes; Nemacheilidae
Gene: pnkp
Product: polynucleotide kinase 3'-phosphatase
Exons: 18
Coding region: 164-1924 (586 amino acids)
Biological process (GO): DNA repair
Cellular component (GO): nucleus
Molecular function (GO): protein binding; double-stranded DNA binding; ATP-dependent polydeoxyribonucleotide 5'-hydroxyl-kinase activity
Source: RefSeq, a predicted model, not a curated record
CUGGGUCUUCUUCGAACGAAUGAACGAAUUACGUGCAUGGGAACUAAACACCGGACCAUUUGUUUUACAUCGGAACCGUGCUCGUGUAGGACCCGAGAAUCGACUGCAAGAGCUAAAUGAAGUUAAGUUUUCAGAUAAUCGCCUUCCUCACCUGUAAUCGAAGAUGAAGUGCUCUUUAGUUAGUGUCUCUGGAGCUCGGAUGGAGUUGGCUGAUGAUCGAGCAUUAAUAUUCGGUCGAGGUCCUGACUCCAAAAUUUCAGAUAAGAAGUGCUCAAGGCAUCAGGUGAAACUUGUGGCAAGCUAUGCCAAACAGGACGUUCUAGUUACGCAGCUAGGGGCCAACCCAUCUUCUAUAGAUGGAAAAUAUUUGGGUCGGGGCGAGUCUGCCUGUCUGACUGAUGGUCAAACAUUGUUCCUGGUUAAUCAGUCCCACCCAUUUACUGUGGAGUUUACUGACAUUGCAAACAGCAACUCUCAUUCGCCUAAGAAGGAGAAAGGAACAGUUAUUGAGAGGAGCAGGGACACUGAUGAAAUCGUGAAGACCGGAAGGUCAGGCCCCAAGAAGAACAUCCAUGAUUAUUUUGGUAAAUCCCCCCAAAAGGUAAGAAAGCGCCCACACAGCCCUGAAGAUGAUGUUCCUAACAAGAAACGAUUAUGUGGAGAUGAGGAGGAGACCUCAGCUGAGGAGAAGCUUAAACAGUUGCAAGCGUUUGCAGAGAAUGAGAGCAACGUCACACCGGACUCAUCAACCAUCAAUGCUUCAUCAUCUACCUGCACUCAUAGUUACUGGCAGCAGAUCGGAAGCCUCAUGCUCUUCACUGCUGCUGGGGUUUCAGACAGCUCCAAAAUUGCAGGGUUUGACAUUGAUGGCUGUAUUAUCACCACAAAGUCUGGGAAAGUAUUUCCCACGAGUCCAGAUGACUGGAAGAUUCUUUUCCCAGAGAUACAGCCAAGGCUGGCCAGUCUGUUAAAGAAAGGAUUUAAGGUGGUGUUUUUCACCAACCAGAUGGGCAUUUCUCGAGGCAAGCUGAGACCAGAAGUGUUUAAAUCCAAAGUAGAGGAUAUCUUGCAAACACUGCAGCUGCCUGUACAGGUUUUUGUUUCCACAGCACCGGGUAUUUACAGAAAGCCUGUGGUUGGAAUGUGGGAACAUUUGUGUGAGAAGGCGAACGGUGGGGUCACCAUAGACUUGUCACAAAGCCUCUAUGUUGGAGAUGCAGCAGGACGUCCUGCAAACUGGGCCCCCGGAAAAAAGAAGAAAGACUUUUCCUGUAGUGACAGAUUGUUUGCCGUCAAUAUUGGCCUUCAGUUUCACACCCCGGAGGAAUUUUUCCUGGGCUGGAAAGCUGCUCCGUUCAUCAUGCCCACCUUUGACCCUAGGAAAUUGUACUCUAAUGUGCAUCAUUAUGAUCCACCUGAUGCCUCCCUCACAUCUAUCAAACAGGAAGUCAUCGUUGCAGUGGGAUUCCCUGGAUCUGGAAAAACAACCUUUUUCCAAACGCAUAUCAUUCCAAAGGGAUAUGUUCACGUCAACAGAGACACACUUGGUUCGUGGCAGCAGUGCGUGGCAGUAUGCAAGCGCGCUCUGAAUGAAGGUCAUAGCGUUGCUGUGGACAACACUAAUCCUGAUCUUGAGUCUAGAAAAAGAUAUGUGGAUGUCUGCCAGGACGCUGGAGUGCCCUGCCGAUGCUUCAAUUUCACAGCAAGUCUGGAACAAGCAAAACAUAACAAUAGGUUUCGUGAGAUGGUUCCUUCUGCCACCAGCCAUGUUCAUGUCAACGACAUGCUUAUCCACAGCUACAAGAAAAAGUUGGUGCCACCAAGUUUAUCUGAGGGAUUCUCUGAAAUCCUGCAGAUUCAUAUCGUGCCAAGUUUCAGCGACAAAAGAUCUGAAUUUCUCUUCAUGCAGUUCUCUGAGGGCUGAGCCUGGUUCCAGAUCAAAAUAAAUUCUAAUAAGAUGCAUACAGGUGAUGGUUACUGUUUGCGAAUGUUGUGUGUGCUGCUUAUGUGCAGAGACUGGAUAACAGAAAACAGGUUUUUAUUGAGCAUUCAACUAAUUGUCACUGGAUCGGUCGGUAAUAGUUCAUUUUAAAUGUAUCAGUUUUCAUUUGUUGCUAGUAAUGCGUUACAUUUAUUAAGAGGAACUGACAUGCCCAUGCUGUUGAUUUUACUAAUAAAGAAAAACAAAGAAACAAACAAAACAAUCUUUCAAACUUGGAAGUUGAAAAGUUGAAAAAAGUGUUGUUUCUUAUGAUAUGGAUUUGAACAUUGUGCAUCAAUUCAAUUUUUUUAAAUAAGACAUUAAAACUCAGAUUAAAAAAAAGUAAUAUUCUGUAAAGAAAUUGUUGUUAACUUAAUGUAUUUAAGUUGCAUUAACUCAAAAUUUGAAGGCAACCAGGUACCACAUUUUUUUUAAGUUGACCCAAUAAAUAAUUUUUACAUUGUAGGUUCACACUAACUCAAAAUAAAAACU